CCGUUGCGCAUGCGCCGCAGAGAGCGGGCGCGAAACAGGCGCCUGCGUACUGCGGAGGGAGGAAUCUGCGGAGGGAGUGCGGGCGCGUGCGCACAAGGAGUGUAACUCAGGGAGGUUCGCGCGCGCACCGACCGCGGGGGGCUGGCGCGUGCAUAGUGAGUGGAUCCGCGGGCGCCUCCGCGCCUGCGCCGUAGGAACCCUGGCACCAUGAAGGCGGAAGCGCCGGCCAAGCCGCUGUGGGAGUGUCGCCAUUUUCCAAAAUGGCGGCGGCGCUGCAGGGGCUGCUGGUCCCGCACCUGCUGCCCGAGCGCUGCUACGACGAGCUUUUCCUGCGCUUCAACCUGCUGCACGUUCACUGCCUGAAGAUCGUGAUCAGCAAAGGGCUGGGACUCGCCAUCGUCGCGGGGUCGCUGAUGGUGAAGCUGCCCCAGGUGUUUAAGAUCCUGGGGGCGAGGAGCGCCGUGGGGCUCAGUCUCCAAGCCAUCCUGCUGGAGCUGCUGGCCAUCACCGGCACCAUGGUCUACAGCCUGGCCAACGGCUUCCCCUUCAGUGCUUGGGGCGAGGCGCUCUUCCUCAUGCUGCAAACCGUUGCCAUCGGCUUCCUGGCCCUGCACUUCGGGGGACGCACGGCACAGGGUGUCUCCUUCCUGGUGUUGUAUUUCGCUCUGCUCUGCCUGCUGCUCUCCCCUCUGGCCCCCUGGCCCGUGGUCACCCUCCUGCAAGCCACCAACGUGCCCGCCAUCGUCAUCAGCAGGCUACUCCAGGCGGCCACCAACUACCGCAACGGGCACACGGGGCAGCUGUCGGCCGUCACCGUCUUCCUGCUCUUCGGCGGCUCGCUGGCCCGGAUCUUCACCUCCAUCCAGGAGACGGGCGACUCCCUGAUGGCUCUGACCUACAUCGUCUCCUCCGUCUGCAACGGCAUCAUCGCGGGCCAGCUCCUCUAUUACUGGCACGUGCUGGCCGGCGCGGGGGCUGGGAAGAAGCGGGAAUAGAGGGGACCCCCUCCGGACUCUGACCGCGGCCUGCCCGUGGGUCCCCAUAGGGGGAGUGGGGGCUGCCCCCCGCCCCGUGCUGCCGUCUGAGCUGUAUCGAGGGGGGGGCAGGACCCCCAUCUGGCUCCACCGGCGCCCCCUAGAGGGGAACCCACUCAGCCCGGUCUGCCCCCCCCCCUCCCCAGCUGGGCUCCGGCAGGGAGGGGGGAGCAGGUCUGUAAACCGCCCCCCCCCCGUGAGGUAAUUAAACGCUGAUUGGCCA
Emys orbicularis (European pond turtle) is the source of this 1257-nucleotide messenger RNA. RefSeq names its product mannose-P-dolichol utilization defect 1 (gene MPDU1). NCBI's taxonomy places the organism in Eukaryota, Metazoa, Chordata, Testudines, Emydidae. The transcript has 7 exons. Bases 261 to 995 code for a protein of 244 amino acids. The record is from RefSeq and is a predicted model, not a curated record. Gene Ontology annotation, biological process: oligosaccharide biosynthetic process.